UUACUCAAUCUUAGAGCAAGUGCUGCACCAUUGAACACAGGCACUGAAUGAUGCUAGAAGUAGUUUUUUUUUCCUGGCAGAGCUUUGUAUGUGCUUAUGAGAUAGAUGGACAGAGCAGCAUUUCGUAUUUGGGGGGCUUCUAAAAUCAAUGCCUUCUGCAUGAGAUACCAGGCUAUUAUGUCAAAAAUAUAUCAUUUCUUUAAAAAAAAAUUGAAGUCUAUCUUAGAUGAGAAUACAUUUUGCACAAUAUGGGAUUUUCUAGACUCCUGGAUUUUUAACAAUGCUUGGAUACCAAUCCUGUUUUUAAUUUUCUUGGGUGUUGCUUUUGAGAUAAUCCUUGUAAGAACUUGUGAAUUCUUUAAGAAAAAGCUUGAAUUAUGGGAAAAUGAAAGUUCGUGUGCUCAGAAGAAUGAAGAUGUUUUCCCAAAAGGAAUGACAUUUGCUAUAGAGAGCUGGUCCAUUUCCCAGACAUCGUCAGCAGAAAGAGUUGAAACCUUUUCAGGAAGAAUAACAACUAGUUCUCCAUCUGCGGAAAAUGGAGAUAACACUAGCGAAAGAACCUUUUCACCCUACGAAUGUGAAUAUCAAGGAAGUCAUUUUUGUGAAAGUCACUCAUCUUCAGGUGGGACCAGUACAUCUUUGUCAAUGUUUUACUCAGAAGUAAAUAAAAUUUUCAUGAGAUCCUUUCACAGAAAAGAUCCACAAAGUGAAUAUCAAACAAUACAAUUUUCCUCUAAUAAAUUACUUCCAAUAAUGAAAACCAACAGAACAAAAAACAAAUUUCCUGAUGCUCUUAGUUUUCAAAGCACAUUUAAAUUUACAAGAGAUAAGGAUCUCAAUGUGACACCAUGCCCUCCUGUCCAUUUAUUUCUUUCUAGCGACCAAAUUAGACAUGUGGAAGAAAAUGUAAGAAGGAAAAUCCCUGUGAACCCCAAAGCUAUAUCAGUGAGGGAAGAUGAUUGUCUGCACCCCAGCUAUCAGGAACCGUUGAUUCAUUAUCAACAUUCUAAAGAAGUGGUUAUUCCUGCUGAAGCACAAGAUACUUUAUCAGACCAAAGUGCUAUGCAGAAUCAAAUGAUUCAUGAAGCACAGUUUACUAACCAAACUCAACCAUUUAUUUAUAACCAAGAGUCAGUCAGCAGCCAGCCUGAUUUUGUUCAGCCUCUAUAUUUUAUGAGACUGCCAUUUUCUAACAGCUUACAAGACUCCUUCCAGGCCCAACAAAUAGACCAUAAAGAUAAAAGCCAACAUUUCAUCCAUAUCCCAUGUAUUGUUGAAGAUUCAACCAAGGGCAUAGAGUCUGAUGAACAUUUCAGUGAGACCCAAUAUUCUGUUUAUUUAAAUGACCAAAACAAGAGUAACCAUUUAGUUAAAGGGAAAAAUAGUGUUUUCCAGAAUGCUGAAUUUCUAUCUUUAAGUUCAAAUUCAUUUGUUGAACCUAUGCCACAACAAAAGAUAAUACCAGGCCAAGAGCCAGUGGCUUCAUUGGAAUCAAACCAGUUUUAUGCAUACAGUAUAAUAUCUCUUUCACCUACCAUUAAAAGGCAGAAAAACAGGAGAAAAAUACCAGACAAUGAAAGAAAACUCAGUCUUAAAUUUCCAUCUCCAAAAGCAAAGAAAAUCUCUCGUUCACGGGUGUUUCCAAUCAUAGUAUGUCAUACUUCAGAAAAUAAGACAGAGUUAAGGUGCAAGAAAAAGAAAAUAGCACACCAAAGGAAAGUAAUGUCAGAUAGAGCUUUGCAUCUUAUUUCUGUCUCUAAGCUUAUCAACCUCCAGGUUAAAAAGUAUUUCUUUAAAAAUCUAGUAGCAGUCAUACCAGACUUUAAAAAAUGUGAACAUUUUCUGAAGGGGCAAAAUAAGUCACUAGAUACAGAGAAAAUAAAUUAUGCAAGUUCUACUGAUAGAGUAAGCUUGGGCAUUAUUAAAAACAUAGAACAUGUGUUCAUUGUCAACACUCAUGAAAUGAAAGCUCCUUGUUCAUUAUUUGAAACAGACAGAGAGAGUAAGGAGUCUAAUGAGGACUCAGUUCAGCAGACAUUUGACCUGAACAUUCCAAAGCAUGAGGGGCUUUCAGAAGUGUCAUCAGACUCUGCACAGAAAGAUGUUUCAUUUCCCCACAUAGAAUCGAACAAAGGAAUGAAAGUACAGAAGGGCAUACAAAGUACAGAGAAUGUAGAGAAGUUAACAGUCAGUACACCGAAUGUGCAAAGGUGCUUUUUGAAAGAUGGUGUACAGAAUGCCGAAAAUUCAGUGGAGAUCACUCUGAACUUCCUGGGUACCAAUUUGCUUAUUUCCCUGGGACCUGAAAAGCAUGUGAAAAAUGAAUUAAAAGACAUGAAUGUUCAAGUGAUUACAGGAAGCAAAAAUCUGAAGGAAGAGAAGCCAUUAACAGUUAAUAUUACAGAAUAUGGUAACCCAAAUGAUAGUGAGAAGAUGGAAUGUGUCACUAGAAGCAAUAAAAAAAAUAGACAUCAUGAUGAAAGGAUGUCAGAUACCUCUCAUAAUACCAUGCAGGCUGCCAUUUCUGAACCCUUUGAUAUGGAAAUAUGUAACAAAUUAAAAGCUAAUGCAGGCACACCAACAAUAAAUUGUAGUCACACUGCACUAAAGCAAGAAAAACUACUAGAUGAAAAGAAAAUACAGGAAGUAAAGCAUGCUGAUAAGAGUCCUAUGGUUAGAAAACCACCACGUGAGUGGGACUGUGAGGAAGAAGAAAAACGUAGAGAGACAGUUCGACUACUGGCAGAAGUCAGCGUAUAUCUGAAGCAAAAGGACAAAUGUGCCCAAUUUGAAAUGGAACAGAUUCAUUUGGGAAAUAGAAAAAAUCAAAGUAAAGAGAAAGAAGUACAGUCACAGACUAUUUCUACACAGACCAUAUGGGAGACUAGUCCACGUCCCUUGACAAAUCCACUACAAGUUGAGGAAGUGAAGCAAAGGACAGACAAACCUAUAGACAGAGAGGAGGCUGCAGGUCCCAUGCACUCACCUUUAAUGCCAGAGAACUUGCCUGUUGGUGAGUGUUUAACUGAAACAACAGAAUGUAGGGGUCCACUUUGUGGAAAUCCCACAAAAACAUUGGAUGGUCAUAUUAUAGAAGACAAAGAAGACUUGAAAAAGGACCAAUGUUCAGUUGCCACAGGACCUUUGAAAGUCAGAAAAAAAUCAUCAGGACCAAAAAAUGUACGAGGUGUCAAGCACAAAAUUAUAAAAGUGAAAAAAACUAAAUUUUCCCUGAGGCUUUCUAUCACUGCACGUGACAUUCUGCACCACAGGAGAAAAGUGGAAAACAGCUUUGAAAACAUCACUAAACAAAUGCUAUAUGAUGUAACAUUGGGACCUGGACUUCUGAAUGUUCACCCUCAGAGGUUUAUCAUUCACAAUAAUAAAACAAACAUCAAGAAAACACCCCAAAAAACCCAAAUUGAAAAGAAAGAGAAUUUAGAUCCCCUCAAUAAAGAAAGUGAAGCUGUAAAUACUCUAGAAGUUCACUUGCGCAGUGGUGUGAAAGCGGUAGGGCAAGUGCUGCCAGAGACUGUGACUCAUGUAAAGAAGAGCUUCAGAUUUGAUGCACGUCCAGUGAAGGAGAUUAAAAUGGAGAAAGAAAUGUUUCAAGCAAUAUCUUUCACAGAAGCAAUUAGGAAAUCAGCUGACUCACCGAGAAUGGAUUCAUUUUGUGUUGCAAAUACAAAAAAUAGCACAUCUACACAGACAGAGCUCCAAUAUUGUACAGAAUUAGAGUUGGGUCCUCCAACAUCAGGAAAAUUAUGGAUGGGAGAAUCUCUGAGCCAAUCAAGAGAAAGUAAUGUUCCAAAUAGUGGGAAUGAUUGUGGUUUUACCCAAAAAGCUUUCUCGUGGUCUUUAAAUAACUGUAUGCCUCUUUUGACUCAUUCUAAAAAGAAGAAAGAACGAACAAGACUCACAAAUACAAGUACAGUGAGGCUCAAGUAUACGAAUAAGGUGAAACCACCAGUGUCAAAGACCUUCAAUAUCACAGGCAAUAAAAAGAAGUCAAAAUUGGACCUCAAGACCAAAUUAAAAAGAACAAACCAAAAAAAAGCACUUUUACAUGAAUGUCAAAACACUCUUUGCUUAUCCAUCCAUAGAAGAUUGAAGGGAGUGUUCUGUCAUGCUCUACUAAAGCAAAGAGGGCUACCAAACAAAAUAUGUGUUGAUUGUGUUGUUGAGAGUAGUGCCUUCUACAAAAGAAAGAAAAAACUUCAAGAAGAGAAACAAAACCCUUUUAUACAAGCAGCUCCACAGCAUGGCAAACACCAGUGGGCUGAUGCAGAUCAAAGGAAGGACACUCUCCAAGAUGAGCCAGACCCAUCACCCAUCUCUUUAAGUCAAGAACAACUUGCUAACAGUCAGAGUAUAAAGUUCCAGAAAGAUUCCCUGCAAAGUGCUCUGGAGACCAACCCACAAAUGGCUCCCAUCCAAGCUAAAGGAUUACAGAAAGCUACCAAAACAGAAAAUGACAUAAACUUACCUGUGGUUCCUAAAAUUUUAUCUCCUGAAUCAGGGAACUCUUCACCUGGUGAAUUUACAAACAUGACAGAUGACGAUUUAGAAUCUGACAACAACUCUGAACAUGAACUAGAUUUGUAUCCUGCAGAAAAAGAUUCAGAGACAUCAAGUCUGCAGGUGACAUUCCUGCAGUCUUCUGAUUCUGUUACAAGAUCCUUUGUUUCUAGACCUAAAGGGAAGAGAAAAGCACUAAGGUCAAAGAAGCAGAUAACAGUGAGUCAAAAAUGUAGAGCUAUGAGGGAAAUAAAACCAUCAGUUUCACAAACAGGUAACUUCAGGUACAGCAAAAAACUAAAACGACACAAAGAAAUGAAAGAUCCACAGCAAACGGAUAACAUAGCAGGUGCCUGUUUGGACAUUGUUCACUACAAGGUAUAUAUUUUGCCCAACAAAAAAAUUAUAAGUUCAAAACCAUGGGCAGAUAAACAGAGAAGAAUAAGAAGACUUGGUCGAAUGCAGCGAAUGCAAGAGAAGUCACCAAAUGGAAGAAAUGCACGCUGUCUAGGUUCUGCUGAUUUGAAUAGUUCCUCUAGCAUGAAGAAGUAUGAAGAGGAAGGAGAAGAGGAACUAGAACAUUUCCUGAUCUCAGAAAAUAGCCCUAGCCUUAUAUUUGAUAUGUAUCAAGAAAAAGACCAUGGCCUUGUUAGAUCAGAUAAACAACUGAACCAACUAGGGAGAACAAUUACUCAGGUACAACCACAAACACCUACAGAAGUUAUUUCCUGUUCUACCCUAUGCUCUAUCCCAGAUGAAUUACAAUUAGAAAAGCUGGAGGGCUGUUUCAGUGUUUCCCCUCUAAAGUUCAGGGAAGUCAAGGACAAUGCAUUAUCUGAAAGAGAAAGUGAUUUAUCUGAUGGAAGGCGAUACAAGGAACAGGCUGCUGACAGUGAAAAGGAGGCAAAGGAACUAUUAGCCUCAUACACUAAUCCAAACCUUAUCAGGGAAAUAAAAUGUGACUCAACCAAAAUGAAAGGCAUGUAUCAAGAGAAAAAAAUUGCAGAUGAAACAUCCUCUUUGACAAAUGUUGCACUGGAUAUUAAUAUGAGUAGCAAGAUAGAAACAAGAAAAGGCACUCCAAGCAAAAAAACACCCUGUUCUAUACAAAGGAAGCCAAAGAUACUGCUUCAUGAAGCGAGGGUUACUUCAGAUGACAUCAAAGAAAUUGAUCUCCAAGAUAAAGAAGAAAAGAAAAAUGAUAAUGACACAUUAUUGAAGUCAUUCCCACAGUAUAGCCAACAUUUUGUAAUUUGUUCACAUCAAAGCAGGGAUCCUAACUCUCACAAAUUAAGAAAACAAAGAGGGAGGAACAAUCUGUUCAUUGUGGAACAGGACAUUCCACAGCAGAGUCAGUCAGCAGAUCUAACACGAAGAGAGCAUGCCAUGUGUACAUCAAGUUCAAAGAUUCCUCCCAUACAAUCAGGAGAAUUACAAAUAGAUAAAGUUAAGACUGAUAGAACAAAAUAUGACAUCCCUAAUAAUGGUACUCUUGCACAGAAACUGAAUAGCUGGAAUAGAUUGGAAAGAGAAGGGCUUCAAAAUGACCUACAAGCAACUAUCACAGAGUCUUUGAAUCUCUCAACCCCUGAUGUACCGAGAUCAAAAAGGAAGAGCAAGGUAUCUACAUGCAAAGCCUUACAAGGUAAAAUGUGUUCAACUGGUAUAACUAUGAAAGGAAGGAAAACAUCUGUUUCAAAGUUAUUGACUAUUCCACAGUGUGGUCAUAGAAACAAUCUACUUCCAAAAACUUUGAAAUCACAGAUUUUUGAAUUAUUAAUACAUUCUGGUGUCUUACCUGAUAGUCUUAAUAUAAUAAUAUUGAAAGAUCCAACAGCAGAGGGAAAAAAAGGAUUAUUAACCCAAGAACUGGCAACAACAAUGUUAGAGUCUUUGGGUUUCUCCAUACCUACAUCAAAAGAAAGAGAGAAUUUAAAACUCAUGGACAAGGUAAAUGAAAUGAGUAAGAACUCUCUGACUGUCAAAACCAGGAAGGAAGCAAUCUCCCAGACACUUAUUACUGCAGAAUGUAGAACACCAAAACAAGGUAUACCCAUGGCAGGUUCAUCCCUACAUGCCAUCUUCUCUCCUAUGCCUGUGUCUCUUAAUACAUGUGAUGGGAUAAAAGAUAGAGAUACAAUGUGGACAAUGAGAUUUAGUCAUGAGUUUCAUGACCAGUCAGUACAUAAAGAGGGAGCUUGGUGUACACACUACUUGGACAAGGAUACUACCUCAAAUGGCACCAAAGAUGUAAAAGGUCAAAGUGGUGAAGAGCACUCACUGACUUCCCAACACUUCAGUUUCAGUGCUCAGAAUAUGACAGGGCCUAAUUCUGUGAAAUCUGGUUUACAACUGAUUAAUUCAGCAACUUAUCCAGAGUUAGAGAGAACUCUAUACUAUGGUCAAGCACAGACAGUCAAUGUGAAUAACCUGCAAAGCAGCAUGGUAGGUGUAAUGUCUACAUUUUUAAAUACAGAGGAAUCUGAGAUUGGCUCCAUACCAUGUGAUAACACCUGGGAUGAAAACACCAGGAGAAAAUGUGACUAUCCCAUUUUUGAACAAAAAGCAUGGACACAAAAAGAUUUAACAUCUUUAGAACCUUUACAGGAGCCCAGCCUUGUGUCAUUUGAAUACAAAUGUGAAAGCUGCACAUUAGAGUUUGCAGGCAAAAGAGAUAUGAAUCCCAAGGCAAGGCAAGCUUCAAGGCUGCUUAAUAUUGCAAGGCAUUUUACAAGAGUCCAUAGAAAGAAAAGGCACCAUAAUAGUAAACACUGGUUGAGAAAGGUUGAAUGUGUGGAAGAGGUGCUGCUUUAUGCUAUUGAAGAUGCUAAGAGUUGUCCACUCAAAUUCAUAACUGAUAAACUGUCACUUGAUACAGCAGCAAGGAUACCUAACAGAAUACCUCAAAGAUCUAUGGCAGAAGAAAAAGCAAAGUUACAAGCAAACUUAGCCACAACUUUCUUGGGACCUUAUAAUUUUCUCAGACCUCUUUUAUCUGACUUUAAAAGCCAGGUAAACACAGCAAAAUUAUCAGAAAAUGAAAUUUUGUUGAAUAAGAGGUUUUCAACUAUGAAGAAAAUGAAGCUAUCAAUUUCAAAGAUAAUUAAAAUAAAUGGAUACUCUAUCACAAACCAUAAGAAGAAAUCUAAAUUAAGAGCCAAAAUGAAAGCAAUGUGGAUUGGUGAAAUCAUAAAUGAUGUACUUCAAAACACCAUUCACUUCAUAUUAACUAACUCUAACAGGAAAGAUCCAUUUAAAACAGAGGUAGGUUUGGGAGUAUCAAACUUUACCCAUACACAGCCAACACACGGGAAGUCACCAGUUGAAGGCACAACAAAGUAUGAUGAUUCUGUUGACAAAAGUGGUUCCAACUUUUCAAAGAAAGCUAAACUAUAUGUUGGGCAAUGCUUGGAAGAGAAGCAAGAACUGCUAAUAGAAUCGGGUCCAUUUUAUACAAAAAACUUAGCAGUAAAUGCACAUCUCAUAAAGAAACCCAGUCUUGAGGAGUCAGAGAGAAUACUUUUAAGAGAAUAUUUACCCCAAAGAAGUCAAAUUUAUGAGGCUAAUCCAGAAAUUAAUGUAAAAAUAGAAAAUAACAGCAUGCACGUAAGCCUCAAAGAUGCACUCUCAAAUAUGGAUAAACCGCACAAUUGUCCAGAAGCCAGUGAACCAAGCAGUAACACUACCAAACAUGGAGUAAAGAAAACUGGCAAGUCUUUUUUAAAAGAAAAGUCUUCAUUUUAUUUGACAGGAAUUAUCACUUCUAUUGCCAGGCAUUUAGUUUCUUCCAAAGAAUUUAAAAAGCAGAUUGGUAACAUGAGAGUACCUGACCUGCCAGCUCAUAAAGGUAUGGAAUCAACAGAUUUACAGUCACCCCAUGAUGGAGACCAUGCUGCUGUAAACAUAAAUGAGACACAGGAUCUGAGAACCUUAGAGAUAAAAGUAGAUAAUGGUGAGAUAAACAUAGAUACGAAAUCCAUCUAUAUGUGUACGCCAAUUCAACAUAUAAAAACAGAGUCAUCACAUAGUAUAUGGGAUAUGUAUGAGGAAUCUGCAAAAAGAAAUUGCCUGGACAAACCAGAACUGAAGAGGAAAGAAGAGUGUGGACAGCUGCCAUUUGGAGCAGAUCAAAAGAGACAACCUGAUCCUCUCACAUCAGAAGUACUUUCCACUAACACAGUGAACUGCAAAGAUAGCACGCUUCAGAAAACAGCUAUUUAUCAAGAAGGAAAUGCAAAAGUUGGAGAAGAGUUUGGCCAAGAGGUUAUUCUUUCCUCUAAAACACAUACUCUUCAAAUUGAAAGGCAGAACAAUGAAUUUAAAACAGGAUGGAAAACAAAGUCUAAGUUUUUUGCCCUGCAAAAGAAACAGGAAAAACCUAGUAUCUUGGGACCUACAUGGAGUUCUUAUGCCUGUGACACUACCUAUCCUGAAACUAUAAGACAGAAAGGUAAGGCAAAAAAACCAAAUGUGAAAAGUUCUGUGUGUGCCAAACAAACAAAGCUGAAGGCAAAGAAAAUACCGGUUCCUCUACUUCUUGGACAUGGGGGCAGAAGCAAUAAAAAAGAACUGGGACGUAGCAUGCAGCACCAGAGCACAUUAGAACUGAGGAGAAAUGUACAAAACCUGAUUCUAAAAGGUAAUUUUGACUUGGGAUGCUUUAUAUCUCCAGUUAAAAAGCUUACCAGCAUAAAGCUGGAGAAAGGCAAGUUGGAAGAGAGAAAAAACGUUCUUCCACAGAUAAUUCUGGAGAAACCAUCCAGCCAAAGGCAAAUGUCAUGGUCAGGAUGUAUUGAUGUAUCUAGGAAACUAGAAGAAAAUAUUAAAGAGGUGCAUGAUCACUGCACUUUCAAGGACAUUCACCAGCAAUUUAUACAACAAUUUAGGGUUACGUCAGAAGAAAUUAAAGAGCAUCACUCUUACAAAUUAGAAAACUUACAAAGAAAGAUGAAUUCUGAGUUAACUUCACAGAAAGAUGAAACUGAUAACUUUGGGCUAGCUACCUUAAGAAGUAGAGGAGGAACAAAAGUCUAUACAGACCCACACGACAGCCUGCAACAGGAAUAUCCCCUGAAGCAAGGGAUGUGGAAACCAGGAAUGAUUCUUCAGCCUAUGAAGGGAUUUCCUCACUUUGGAAUGACAAAUGAAUUCAUAACAAAACAAGACAUCAAACCAUCAAGUCCACAGAGGAUAGGAGGACUGAAAGUAAUAGAUAACCCAUUAGAUUCAAAGGAAUCAUUGCUUGUUCCCAGGAUUACCGUACAGAAACAAAAUCCUUUUACAGAUCCUCUUCUGGAAUCCAUUCCCUCUCAUGUACCACACCAACUUCAUACUGAAGAGCUAAAGGAAAACAUGAAAAUAAGUGGCAAAACCUUAAAGACUUCAACUCAACAGCCAAAGAAAGUCUCAAACGCAGAAUAUAUUUCAGAUAUGGAUCACAUUCCAAGAAAUAUUGAAAAACUACUCUUGCUUAUUAAAGAGCAGGAAAAGAGGAGAAAAAAGAGUAGAGGGAGUAAAAAAAUUGAAAUAGUGGAAGACAUAAAAACAGCAACAAAGAAUACCAUUCCAUUUCUAAAUUAUUCACCACCUGGAACACAGUUUGUCAACACAAUAAAGAACAGUGGUGUGUUCAGGCAAAGAGAGGAGACAGAGCCAACCAGGAGUGUGGCCACAUUAUGGAGACAGCAAAGGUUGUGUGUACAAGGGAUCGGCCUAGACUAUGUUUAUACAGAUGAGCUUACUUCUAAAGUUAUAUGUCAAAACAGAAGAACAGCUUUCAUGGAAAGGAUCAUGUAUCACAAAAGGAUAAAAAUGAAGGCAAGGAAGACAACUUCUGGGAAGCAGCUCAACAUUACAGGGUAUAGAGCCCAUAGCUACAGAAAGGAACUAAGACACAGCAUUAAGACACAGAAGGAGCUGUCCCAAGGAAAAACUGUGGCCGAUUUGCUUUGGAAAGGUCUUUGUGCUUCUGAUAACAGUUCAAUAUCGAGCACUAUCAGAAAAUCAACACAAUAUACCAUAAAGCAAAAAGAACACCAAGUGGUUUUACUAGCUAUUACCCCACAAAAUAAAGACCAAUUAAUGACUGGUCAACAGGUGGAGGAGCCUAGACUUAUCAACUUCAAUGCCCAUUUGGAGAAAGAAGCAUACCAUGUCAUGUUUCCAGAGACUGGAGAAACCAAUUACAGUAAGCUUGAGGCUCAAAGACCCAGAUCAGACACAGAAUUUGAAUUCUCAACCGCACAAAGAGUAAAGCAAGGAGUUAUGAAAGACUCCAGCAAGCAUGCACUUUUAGUUCCACCCAGAAGAGGAGGACCUAAGAGGAUAAAUAUUUUAAGUUCCAGAGGACAUGACAUAUCUCUCAUGGAGCUGGAUACUUUCCAGAAAAAGACAGGUAAUGUGCAAGAACUGCUCAAACAAGAAAACACUUCAAGGGUAGGCUUGGAGUCUGUUGCCUGCACAGUUAGGGAGUCCUUUCACUUGGAAAACACAAAGGUAACUAAGGAAGUGGGUAUGUAUCAUAACAUAAAAAAUAUUUCCCAUCUAUUUGGAUUAAGAAAAACUGACACAGAACUAGGUUUCAAAGCACAGGCAUUUCUCUGCACAGAUCUAGAGGAUCUACACAAAACAGGUACCGCUCAGAAAGGCCAUGCAAAGUCAGGUCACAGGCCUCGAAUCAGUCUGAAUUCUGUACCUUGCCACAAGAGGGCUCCUCUUCACUUAAAACCAAGCUUGAGUACAGCAAGGAAGGACCAUGGUGACAGUGCCAUAGUUGCCAAAAUGAAUCCCAAGGGAAAAGAAAAAGCCAAAUCAGCUGAUAGUCCAUUAAAAUUAAACAGACAGAAAGUGAACAUUUCAAAAAACUUGAGAGCAAAACAACUGAUUAUUUUUACCCAGACCAAAGAAAAAGUUUUGGAAAUUCUUUUAUCUUGUAUAUUAUAUCUUCAGGCUAAAAAUACACAGAAACAAAUCUCAGCAAAAGCAUCACUAAAUUCAAAUAUUUUUAACCCAAUGGUAGAAAAAGGAUCAAGUGAAUUUAAGAUUCUAGAAGAUCAAUCUCCAAGUUCAGAAAGAGUUUACUUGCACACUAAAGGAGGAACAGAUCAUCAAGAGAGUAUGUGUGAGGCUCUUCCAAUGUCUAAUACUCACUGUUUGAUGAAUAUACAUCGAAUUACAACACCACAGAUAAAGAAAGCAUUAAAAUCCCUAGCUAAUCUGGACUAUCAUGCUUUAAAUACAGAAAAGGGAGAACAGAACAACAUGAUAAAAGAACAAAACCAGUACCACCUGUCAUUUUCCCUCGAGAAUUUGGAGGAACAUAUAUCAUUCUCCCAAAAUUAUUCUCAUGUCCAGCAAUAUUUAGAGUUUCACACAAAGGAAGAAUUGUCAAAAGUAGGCAAUGUGUCAAAUAGGACAAAGGGACUAGAUUUAUCAUCUAAAGAUCAACGAAGUACUGUGUGUGAAUGUAGACCAGAGUGGAUUUUCCCCUCAGUUAUUCUAGAGCAAACAAAAGAAGAAGAUACAGUGCUGCCUUUGGAAUCAGGAACUAUAAAAUGUUCAAGCUUUUUGUCAUCUGAAAGAAAGCAGUUAUCUGAUGGAGUACAGAUAAGUAAGUCAGUGUCAAAUGAUAGCUCAACCACACCAAGAUGCAGCAAAAGGGAACUGUCUGAUAGAGCAAGUGAAAAGAAGCAAGAAGUGAGUCUGCCUAAGCUUUUCUUACACUGCUUUUCACUAUGCAUGCAGUUUUUGCAUGAACAUGAAAAACAGAAGAGUAACACAGAAUACCGAGUUUUGAAAGACAUAAUAUUCCCUGAAAGAAAAGCCCUAAACUUGAAGACAUUAGUACUUCCACAUAUUAGUUCCACUGAAUAUACCACAAGCAAUAAAGUAGAACUACAGUUUUACAAAAAAGAGAAAAUGGUAUGCAUAAAACAUGGAGAGGAUAAACCAGGUUCAGUUGUAAUAAAAGCAUGUGAACCCAUCCCUCUACCUCACUUCAAACUGGAUAAAGAGAACAUUGAUGAGCUUAUCUCAAGUAAUGUAAGACAAGAAAAACAUAAAUCACAGGAAGAGAAGAAUGGCAUAAAAGGGGUGGAGAUGAAAGGAAUAAUAGACUCUAAUAUUACCUUAAAGACAGAGAACUCAUCACUGUCUUAUCCUUCCAGUAGAAAGAAAUUAACCUUACCGUUUGACACUACAGAACAACAGGGUAAGGUACAAGAAGGGCUGAGUAAAUCGGACAUGAAACUGACGAAAUCUUUUAUUUCAUUACCACCUAUAUUGCAUCCUAAUUUGAAUUCAAAAAUAAAAGUAGGAAAAGAUAAAUCAAGACUACUAGAGAGCUGCCUCCCACCUCUAAAGCCCCUGCUGUCAUUGAAAGGCAGAAAAGUGCCAUUUUCAAAGACAUUUAGUACAGAUAAUUUAUGCAAGUUAAUAGAAUCAAAGUAUCUUCCACAGAAGAAAGAAUAUAGGAAUAGUAUACCAGAUUUGAAAGAUAUAAUAGGCCUCAUAUGUAUUGCUCAAAAGAGAAAGAAGUCACCUUUUAAGUGCUUACUACGUCGAAAGGAACAAUGGUGGAAUAAUAAAACACGAAAAAUUAUCCAGGGCAAUAAAAAUAAUCUAAAUGUGGUUCAGAAUAAACCUUGGGAUUCUGUUCCUUCUUCACCUUAUCUGAAAUGGGAUCCUGAAAUAAUGGAGGCAUACUUACAAGGAAUAAUGAAGUUCUGCCUUGGAUCACCAGCACUGUCAGAAUUAUCAUCUACAGUGGGACAGUAUCAGGAGUCAACUGACGGUAUUUCAAGCAGUACUGAAAAAGCGAAACACAUACCAUUGAAACACAGGUUGCAAAUAGCUCCCAAGGAAGGGAGGCAUUUCAGGGGACCCGUUCUGAGACAGGAACUGUUUUCUGCAUCACAGGAGUUACAAUUUAAUGUUGAAAAAAAGGCAACAAAGAUGCAGGAAGAUAAACAAAUUAAGAAUUGGAACAAACCUUCCAAAUAUUCUCUUCCUUACUCUGAAGUGGUCCCAAGGAUAAAUGGAGAGGAAACUAUGCAAAUAAGAACCCGAUUUUCUAUUCAUCACCCAAAGCUCCAAAGACCAUCAGAUAUAGAAGAAAUCAUUUAUGCAAAGUCUAACUUUGAACCUUCCUUGAACAGUGUAAAACAUGCCACUAAAUAUGCAUUCCAGAAAGAAGCGGAGAGUACAAAAACAAAAAAAACUAUGCAGUUGAAAGAAAAACCAUCAGUUUCACAGACAAUUCAGUUAGUCAUUACAGAACCAGGGCAAGAGAUACAAAAAAUUAAAGAUGAACUAAAUGUGGUUGAAACCAGUACCAGCACAUGGAUACCUUCUCCUUGUUUAAAAUCAGAUACAAGGAUAGAAAAGGCAGAUAGUAUAACUGAAGCAACACUACACUCUCUUCCAGAACUUCCCCUCCAGAAAUCAUCAGCUACACUGAGUGAAGUAAGUAAAGAGUGGGCCAAAGGUCAUAGCACUACUGACACACAGAGAGGAGAAGACCAUAUGCCACAGAAAACAGAACAUAAAGUAAAAAUAUUGGGUGAGAAAGUCACAAUGCAUACAAAAGAUAAGGACUGCAAAGGAAAUAAAAUAUUCUCCCAGGAUUUACUAUCAAGUCCUAAAGAGCAAGGGAAAAUAGAUCCACAAAAUGAAGAACAAGAAAGAGUGGAUGGAAAGGACAAAAAACAACAGAAUUGUAAUAAUGAUGGCAAAGACCAAAAGAAAAUGGAUCUAAACUACAAAAAAACAGGGAAAUGCAGUCAAGAUGAUAAAGAACAAAAGAAAAUGGAUCUAGAGGGUAAAGAGCAGGGAGAAGCAGGUGGAGAUGGUCAAGAACAAGAGGAAGAUUGUCCAGAAGAUGGAGAGCAAGAGACAUGGAAUCAUAAAUGUGACACUCAAGGGAAAAUGAACCCCAACAGUAUAGAGCCAAGGAAAGCAGGCCAAGAAGGGAAAAGCAAAGAGAAAGUAGCUCCCGAGUAUCUUCCUUCUAAGUCUUCUCAUAAACUAGACAUUGGAACAGCAGGAGAAGAAAACAUGCAAGGAACCAUAAAAUCAGCUAACUCACAACUACAGCACCAGAAAUUACUUGAAACAGGAAAAACUGAAUAUACAGAGUCAACUGAGGAUGAUGGUAAGUCAAACAUAAAAAUUGGGAAACAAUGUGAAUCACAGACAUGGAUGGAUAGAGGGAAAAAUGUGCAUACGAAAGAUGUAAUGCACUCCAAAGACAAAAGUUCCAAUAAAAAUCAGUUACCGCUUUCACAUAUACCCAGUAUCACUGGGCAUUAUGGCCCAAACACAACAGAUGAAGAGACAAAUGUAAAUGAAAACUUGGGACAUGUGCAGGAAAGAAAAUGCAAACUAGGGACUUCGGCUUCUUUACCUCACAGUAAGUUAGAUAUAGAAAUAAAAGCCAAGGAAGAAACAUGGAUAGAAACAAGAUCCUUUUCUCUACACUUACAAAGCAUGGAAUCUUCAGAUGCAGAAAAAUUAAAUUAUAUAGCAUCUUCUUUGAAUGAUAUAAGUGAUUCAAAAAGAUCAAGAUACAUGUCAUAUAAAGAAGAGAAUGGAGUGAAUACUUUUGAGAGAAGCAUGAUGCAUUCCAAGACCAAACAUGUGAACAUAAAUAAGUCACCCCUUUCAUAUGUACCCAAAAUAAAGAGACUUAAAGUGAAUCUUGAAAAGCAAAUUAAAAAUAAGCAAGAAAGCAGAAAGGAAAAAGUCAUGCUCCCAAGCGAAACUCAUUCUGUCAUCACUUCUUCAGAUGCCUCUAAAUUAGACCAAGCAGAGGAAGUUGAAACAGAUCUAAUGCAAAGCCAUGUGCCAUACCCUAUGCCACAAGAAUCACUGCCUGUCAGGCAAGUAGCAUCUACAAAAGCCAUUGCAAGGAAAAGAAAACUGCAUCUACCAUGGGAAGAAGAGGAAGUACAAACCUCAGCCAUUGAUGACUUGACACACCCCAAUGACUCAAUUUUCAAGACAGAGAAAACUGCACCCUAUCUUGUGUCCAGUGUCAAUGAACACAGUACCCUGAGUAAGAAAAAGACUCGUAAGUGGAGUAGUAAUAAAAAAACUGGACAGAAACAGGAAAGAGCAAGACACCCUAAUGUGAUUGUAACAAAAAGUGGUACUUCUGUAUCAUCGCCUGUAGGGCAAGUAGCACCUGCAAAGCAAAUUGCUGAAUGUGCAAAAAAGAGGAAACAAUAUCAAGCACAGGAAGAAGUCAAAACCUCAGCCAUAGAUGGUUUGACACAAUCUAGUGGCCUAGUUUUAAAGGUAUCUGCACCUCCUCAUGUGUUAAGUGUCAGUGAGAACAGUAUUCCCAGGAAGAGGAAGACUCCCUGGAGGAGCAGCAAAGAAAAGAUAGGACAGAAACAGGAAAAAACCAGAGAGUCUAAUGUUUUUGCAACAAAGAAUGAUACUUCUGUUCCUCAUCAUGGAUUGUCUCCUCUACAGGAUGAGUUUCUUAUGACAUCAUGUACAGGUGAACUCGCACGUGUAGGUUCAAAUGAAGGCAUUACCCUACCUAAUGUGAUAAUUAAAGCCAACCAACAAGAGUUAUACACUGAGGCAAAGGUCAGCAUAAGAGAUAAAGACACCAAAGAUACAAUAACUUUGAGAGCAAGAAUAUCCCCACCUGCACAUUUGAAUGACAGAACACCACCUGUUAAUAGUAAAGAGCAAAGGAAAGAAGCUGAGCAAAGCAAAAGUGAACUAAUGAUGGUGGUUCCAAAGGGAACUGCUUACUUGCCUUCUCCAUCUUUCCUGAAGUCAGACACUAGAGUGAGUGAAGAGGAAGAUGUACUAGGAGAAACACAAAUUUCUUUUCUACCACCAAAGAUCCAAGAUGUAUCAGACUCAGAGAAAAUAGCAUGCAUGGAGUCAACAGGUUAUGUGUUAAACAAUAAAAAAGAACCAACACAGGAAGAAAAAAAGAAAAGACCCAGAAAAGACGUGACAGACAAAAAGAUCCCCAAAUCAGUGGAUAAAAAGGGAAAGAAAUUACCACGAUCACAUACACUCAGUAUCAAAGAGUUUCAGAGGAAAAUUCAGGAAGAAAAACUUGUAAAUACAAUUGUAAAAUUUUCCAUCUCACAAUUGCAACUCGAGAAAUUUUCAGGUGCACAGAUGGCUGAUAGGGAAGUUUACAAUGAGAUAAAAUUACUGAAAGAACAUGUACCAGGGAAAGAAAAGCAUAUGGGUGUCAACAGUGUAAUGCAUGCCAAGGAUAUAUAUUUGAAGACAAAGAAAUCACCUGCUUUACCUAUGCAGAAUUUGAGUGACCUUCAGUGGAAAACCAGAGAGCAAGGGGGAAAGGUUGAAGAAGAUGGAAGUAAGCCAGGAGUAACAUUAACUAAGAAGUUGAGUAAGACGUCCACUGCAAUGUCUCACGAACCUAUCCUUACUCCGAAUACUGGAAUCAAGGAAGAAUGUACAUCAAUGUUAACAAGAUCCUCUGUUUCCAUGGGAUACUUGCAGAAAUCAUCAGAUUCUGAAGGAGGCAUUUACAUACAGCAAAUUACUGGAGAUAUUGCAAUCAGUCUACAAAAUGAAAAACAACAUAUGUCAGAGGGAAAGGAAGAAGCUGGAAUGCAAAUAGCAAAGAUCGUAACAACUCACAACUAUCAAGAAACAAAGGUGCAGGGACUUGAAGAUGAACAAGGCUUAGUUCUGACUAAAUCCUUUCCUUUGUUACCAGAUCUGCCUCAUCCAAAAUUGCAUGAGAAAAUAGAAUUCAAUGACACAAAACUUAGAAAUUCUACUUUGCAGAGACUACCAGCUAAAGGAGAAACAGUACCUAGAGAGGCCAUUGUUGGUGAUACCAUGAAAGAUGUUAAAAAAGAACAUAGACCUCAGAGAGAAGAGACAUAUAGAAAAGAAAUAAUAGACAGGCGAGGCACAGAUAUAACUUUGAAAUCACAGAAAUCACUUCUGUCCCAGAAGCUUCACAGAACAGAACUACAGAUGCAUAUUAAUACAUCCAAAUCAAAGGGACAAAACAAUGAAAGUGAACCUCGAGUCUUAAGGAAAAUCUAUACUUCUAAACCCUCUCCAACCGUUAUCUUGUGUAAAGGUGUGAAAGUAGAUGAAGAACACCUAGAAAGUAAACUAUCUUCACCACUCCAACAAAUGUUUCCAGCAUUAUCAGAUACAGAGGAAAUGGCAGACAAAGAGGCCAUGUGUGAUCAUGUCAGAAAAGAAAAACAAUAUACAAAACAGAUAGAAAAAACAGUAGACUUGACAACUGGGGUGCAUUGCAAAAGGACAAAGGUCUUACCAAUUUCACAUCUCCUUAAUACAAAGGAAUUUGUCCUGAAUAUGAAGGUUCUGGAGAAAAAAGUACACAAAGGUAAAAGUGAGCUGGCUGUGGUUGCAACACGGUCUUUCCUGUCCAUGCCAUCACUGCCAUGUAGGUAUUCACAGGACAAAACACAGAAAGGCACAGGAAGAGUUACAGCACACUCUUACCCACAGGGAAAUUUCCAAGAACCAGAAGAUGCCCAGGAAACAGCAACCAGAAAGUCAGCUGAGGCGACAGAACAUAAUAUGCUACAGAAACAAGCCAGGCCACAGAAGUCUGUGACCAGUGCUCAUCGAAUAGGUGAGCAUCCACAAGUUGAAUCAGAGUGUGAGUCAGUCUCCCCAGAUCAUAAAAUUGAUCUCACAAGAUUAGGUACUAUUAAAAGGGAAAAAAUGCUGGACAUGUUCUUCAAAGGGCAAAAGGGUCAGCCAGAAAAGUGUGAAAAAGAAUCUUCAACUGAAAUUGGAAAUUGGAAGAAGGAAAAUGAAAUCAAAGAUAAUUUAAGACACAAAACAAGUUCUAAGUUUCCAGUUUCUCCACUAAAGAAAUCACUCAGGGAAGUACUGAUUAAAAAUAACACCCUUCUAGCAAAAGGAUCUGAAACAGAGAGAGAACAGGAAACCGGUUCAGGUAAAUCUGAUAAGCCAAAGAGAGAUAAACAGAGUAAUGCCACCAUAAGCAACAUAUUAACUCCAGAAAAGACAUCACUUGAAAAACCAAGGAUUGCCCAUUUGAAUAAGUCUCAAAAUAGGGAAGACCAAAAUGUUAACAUGAAAGAACAAACCACACCUCAGUCCAAGAGUGGACACCAGAUAAAGCCAAAGUCUUUUCCUCUUCUCAAUGUUCCAGUUCACAGCAAAAGUCAGAGGAUGCCUUCACAAACAGAUGUGGAUGAGAAAACUGCAGUGACAGUCAGCCCACAAAUACAGUUAGGGGUACACAUGAGUACUGCAGAGUUUAAUGCCACAAGAAGUAAAGAUGAUCCACCAUCAAUUGUUCUGGAACAAGAACAGUAUGAUCUGGCGUUGCCUCAGAAGUCCCAUGAUUCUCUACUGAAAUCUGAACACCUGGAAGACAGGGAUGAAAUGAACAUAAUCUCAGAUGUAAAUCUGAAGCAAAAAAAUCUAGAAAUUGACAGCAACUGUACUGUGAGUCAGAGAGAAGGAAAGUUAAAAACAGAUAGAAGCAGAGGCAUAGACCUAGAAGAGGUCAAUAGAGAAAUGCAGAAGAGCUGUAGUGUCAAUCUGGAGAAUAAAGCCAGGGAGAAUACCAGCAGUACUACAAACUAUGCUCUUCCUUUAGGAACAGAGGAAUCUGAGAUCAAGACUGGGUUAGUCACUCCCAGAGAGAACAACUACCCAUCCCAGAAAAAGCUUAAAAAGGAACUAGAGUUAUCUACUGCAAAGCAAAACCUUCAAGGACUAAAAUUGCUUCAAACAAACAUUUUCGAUUCAUUGUAUCCCUCUAUUCCUAUUUGUCCUAAAAGCCAAAACAGCCGAUUCACAGUAACAAAUCUGAAAAGAGAACUGAAACCCAAAUAUUUAACUCUGAGAAUUCCAAAGCACCCAAUUUCAAAGAUACUUGGUAUCAUAGGAUGUGGUAGUCCAAGCAGUAGGAGGAAAUUAGAAUAUGCCUUCAAUAAACCAAAAACCAUGAUUCCAAGUAGUAAAGAUGUCUCAGGGAUCAUUAUCAGAAGUCUUUGUGUUUCCAUGGUAAGUCCACCUCACACUGAAGGAACAGUAGAAUCCACAACAAAUCCAAGAAGGGAAAAGAGAGUCUGUCAUACUAAAUUCCAGGAGAAAUUACCAGAUGCUAGAGAUAUUAAGGACAUCUUGACAAUUGUAAAAGGGUUGAAUUUUACAAUCCCAUUGCUGCAGGAUUCUCAGCCCUUUGUGGUCAGUGAUCAAGAAACAUGGAAACUUCCUGAUAUGGAGCCAGAAGUAAACCUUGAAUGUGAAAUGGAAAAGAAUUUGUGUCUACAAACAAGAGAAGAGGUUGUUGCAGGGAGUGAGGACUUAAAUAUUACACAUAAACCUGACAUGAAUACCACUGAGCAAGAGGAAAUACAAAAAGACACCAUAACACCCCAAGAAUGCCCAUUUGAAGAUAUAAAGGACACUAUAGAAACUCAUUUGAGAAGAACCCUGAGUAUAAAAUUUCCACCACCAGGGAUACACCCAAUACCUGGGACCCCACUAUUUGAUAAAAUGAGAGAAUGUUUCUUGCUUUCCAAGCAAGGAGAAGCUGCUCCAGGAACUGUGCCCACAGCUCUUCAAGAUAAAAACAACAAAAACAAAACACUCGUAGAACGUUUGUUUCCCGUUUAUGAAACACUUAAAAGUAUCUUUGAAGCCCCUCUUGAAAAUAAGAUUCAAAAUCAAAUUCUUCCUGACAAACUGGGGGAAGUAGGAGCCUACAAGCCUGAUGAUGCAAAGGCAUCUCCUUUGCCAGAUAGUCCAGACACAUCAUCAAAAGUAUCUACCAUAUUGCUUCGCAGACCUCUUUUAAAACAGUUUACUCCUGAAUUAAAAAAUAAGCUAAGUAUGCAUUUGGUUUCUAAAGCAACUGAAAUAAAACUGAAUCAGUUACCAGAGAUGGUGAACAUAUCCUUACAGAAGUGUAACUCUCACCCCCAAAGGGCUACUUCAGAAGAUUACAAAUGCAGGCUUUAUCUAAAACACAAAAAAAUGAAUUUUAGGUCUCCAAAAGCUGGUACUAUAAAAGCUAACUUAAAAAACAAUUACAGAAGAGUUUUUCCUCCUCUCAGCUGUGUAAAGGCACCAACAAUGAAUGUUUCAAGUAGCAGCAAGGUCAUGACAGAAGCAAAGGGCAUCAAAAAGCAAGAAAGUGUAACAUCACUAGAAACUCAGAGUAAUCUCCCAUUGAGUAACAUUCUCCACAAGUUCUCAGAGAAAGAAAACGACGACCUUCUUGUGCACUUUUGUACAAAAACACUGGAGAUACAAACAAUGGGCCUUCCCAGAAUUGUGGUACAAUCUUAUGCAAUGGCCAAUGCCCAGGAUAAAUCAAAACGCUUAUUUAAGUGUAUCCAUUCCACCACCAACAGACCACAACAAACAAACAGAGUUUUAGUACUUUUCGAUAAAAAAUCUUUCUGUGAAAUCGACCGUGAUUUGCAAUACAAAUACCUCUACUCGAUCCCUAGACCUUCUGUCCCUGUGGUCUCUAAGCCAAAGGUACUUUCCAAACAUACUUCAAAGUUAAGUAUGGGUUUAGGCUCAGUAUGUAAAACAGUAGAAGAUAGUGAGAAAAGUAAUACUCUUUCAUUUGACAAAGAUCUUUUACAACAUAUUUCUUUCCGAAAGAAAAAUCCACAAGAAAGCUCAUUACUCACCAGAAAAUUCCAGGAGCCAACCAAGGUACCUGCCUUUUACCCUGGUCUACAAGGCACAAAACAGAAUGACAUGAUAGUUCUUUCGGAUUUAAAAUUACAGAUGACACCAGAAAAGGAUAAUCAAUGUCACGUAUGGUUUCAAGAAAGCAAUUCAUACAAGCAUUCUGUUUCAGGAACUCAGCAAAAUACUGUUGAUUUAGCCGAUUCACAUUCAUCUUUGAUUUCUGAUGGCUGGAACAAUGAUGUCCCCUUAAAUACUGAGACUUCAACUGACUUGGCAGAAUAUCCAGCUCAUGAAGAAACUGACAGUGAGGAGUGUGUAUUUAUAGAAACCAAUUUUUACUUAACUCAAGAUUCACAGAAGUUUCUGUUUGAGGUACCUAAAGGCAUUCCAUUGGCAGAUGUUCACAAAGCGGAAGAAGCAACCUUUUUGAAACCAUUUUACCAUAAAGAUCCAAAUGACCAUCAUACUAUAACCCUUAGAAAACACACCUCCCCUGUGGCACAACCUUUCCAUCAGUCUCGAAAUAGUAGGAAACAUAGGUCAGACUCCAAAAUGCAGUCCCCUGACUGGUUGUCUCACGAUUUGUCCAAUACUGUGGAAAUAGAGUCUACAUCAUCUUCCAUAACAUUCAAUAAAGAGAAGCACUGGACCACAACCACAUGGAGCAGAACAAGCUACUCUUUAACCUCCUCAACAACUGAAUCCAAUAUUAAAUUGAAUCUUGCAAAAAAACACAGCAAGUCUUAUAUGUACCCACAAGUCAAAGAAAGAAGGAAGACUAAAUCUUAUUUAUGGAGAAAGUCCAAUAUCGAUCAGAGUUCAAAUUAUAGUCACUCACACAAUGAAGAGAAACACCUAAGGAAGAAAAGACUAUAUCAUUACAAAUCAAAAGAAUCAAAUCCACAAGCCAAUCAGAUGACAGAGUCAAAUGCUCAUUGGCAGAAUAUCAAAUUCUAUUCAGAAAGAAGAGAAAAUCAGCCUUUUUUUUAUGCCUGUAUACCAGCAGAUUCAAUGGAAGUUAUCCCCCAAACCAUACGCUGGGUUAUCCCCCAAAAAAUCUUACAGAAAAGAAACUUCCAAGUUCCUCGAGUGGCAAAUAUUUCAAAAUCUUGGAAUCUAUGUAGUUCAUCCAAAAAGCUGUUGGGAUCACUUGCAGGGGCCUUUAAUACAGUCCAUUAUGGUUGAUAUCAACUUCAUGUGGAUUCUUCUGAAUUGGAACUCUGUUUGCUACUGUGAUGUUCAAUGAAAAUAAAAUAGUAGAACGUCAUAUUCCCUUGA
Molecule: messenger RNA, 22476 nt
Organism: Peromyscus maniculatus bairdii (prairie deer mouse)
Lineage: Eukaryota; Metazoa; Chordata; Mammalia; Rodentia; Cricetidae
Gene: Lrtm3
Product: leucine rich repeat transmembrane protein 3
Source: RefSeq, a predicted model, not a curated record